CCCACACUGGCCAUGCCCGUGCCCACUGAGGGUACCCCACCGCCCCUGAGUGGUACCCCUGUUCCAGUCCCAGCCUACUUCCGCCAUGCAGAGCCUGGCUUCUCUCUCAAGAGACCUGGGGGCCUCAGCCGGAGCCUCCCACCCCGCCCCCCUGCCAAGGGCAGCUUCCCUAUCAGUCGUCUCUUCCCUCCUCGGACCCCGGGCUGGCAUCAGCCCCAGCCCCGGAGGGUGUCAUUCCGAAGUGAAGCCUCAGAGACCCUGCAGAGCCCUGGGUAUGACCCGAGACGGCCAGAGUCCUUCUUCCAGCAAAGUUUCCAGAGGCUCAGCCGCUUGGGUCACGGUUCCUAUGGGGAGGUCUUUAAGGUGCGCUCCAAGGAGGAUGGCCGGCUCUAUGCAGUCAAGCGCUCCAUGUCGCCAUUCCGGGGCCCCAAGGACCGGGCCCGUAAGCUGGCUGAGGUAGGCGGCCAUGAGAAGGUGGGGCAGCACCCACGCUGUGUGAGGCUGGAGCAGGCCUGGGAGGAGGGUGGCAUCCUGUACCUGCAGACAGAGCUGUGCGGGCCCAGCCUGCAGCAACACUGUGAAGCGUGGGGUGCCAGCCUACCCGAGGCCCAGGUAUGGGGCUACCUGCGGGACACUCUACUGGCUCUGGCUCACCUGCAUGGCCAAGGUCUGGUCCACCUUGAUGUCAAGCCUGCCAACAUCUUUCUGGGGCCCCGGGGCCGCUGCAAGCUGGGUGACUUUGGGCUGCUGGUGGAGCUGGGUGCCACUGGAGCUGGUGAGGCCCAGGAAGGAGACCCUCGUUACAUGGCCCCAGAGUUGCUGCAUGGCUCUUAUGGGACAGCGGCAGACGUGUUCAGUCUGGGUCUCACCAUCCUCGAAGUGGCAUGUAACAUGGAGCUGCCCCAUGGAGGGGAGGGCUGGCAACAGCUGCGCCAGGGCUACCUACCCCCUGAGUUCACUGCUGGUCUGUCUGCUGAGCUGCGUUCUGUCCUUGUCAUGAUGCUGGAGCCUGACCCCAAGCUACGAGCUACAGCUGAGGCCCUGUUGGCCCUGCCCAUGCUGAGGCAGCCACGGCCCUGGAGUGUCCUGUGGUGCAUGGCUAGUGAAGCCCUAAGUCAAGGCUGGGCCUUGUGGCAGACCCUGCUCACCCUGUUGUGCUGGCUCUGGCACAGCUUGGCUCACCCUGCCAGCUGGUUGCAGCCUCCAGGGCCACCAGCCACCCCGCCUGGCUCUCCACCCUGCAGCUCCCUUCUGGACAGCAGCCUCUCCAGCAGCUGGGAUGAAGACAGCAUAGGGCCCUCACUCUCCCCAGAGCCCGUUCUGGCCCGGGCUGCCAGGAGCACCUCCACUCCCCAGGCCAGGUACAUAUGGAGAGAUGCCCUGGACCUAAAUGACAUGGAUGUAGAGCCUCCUCGGGGUUCCUAUCCAACUUUUGAGCCUCGGAACCUUCUCAGCCUGUUUGAGGAGUCGCUAGACCCAGCCUGAGCCGCAGGCCCUGCCUCCCUGCUUUUAAUCUCGUACCCACUUUCCUGCCCCUUCCCCUGGAAAGCUGGGAUCCCUCUGGGAACUCC
Castor canadensis (American beaver) is the source of this 1571-nucleotide messenger RNA. RefSeq names its product protein kinase, membrane associated tyrosine/threonine 1 (gene Pkmyt1). Gene Ontology annotation, biological process: negative regulation of G2/MI transition of meiotic cell cycle; meiotic cell cycle; protein phosphorylation. Gene Ontology annotation, cellular component: cytoplasm; nucleus. The record is from RefSeq and is a predicted model, not a curated record. Gene Ontology annotation, molecular function: protein kinase activity; ATP binding. Lineage: Eukaryota; Metazoa; Chordata; Mammalia; Rodentia; Castoridae.